GGCGUGUGUUUUUCAAUGGGGGCGGAAAAAAAGAUGGAGAGGAGAUACAGUGGAGUGUAAAGUGUACACACUCUGGAGCUGCUGGAGAGAUGAAGAGAGCGCUUAUUUACGGGUUCUACGUGGCGGCUCUCGCGCUGCUGCUGACGGGGCUGCGCGAGCUGCUGUUCGGCUUCGAGGAGAACCGGUGCAGCAUGACCUACAUGUUCGAGUAUCCCGAAUACCGGCGUGUCCAGCUCCCACGGCGCGUGGCACGUCAGUACCCUGCCUAUGGACUCUACCUGUAUGGUGAAGGUCUGUACGCUCAAGAAACUCGAAAUCUCAAGCUCAGCGGUGCUCCGGUGCUCUUCUUACCUGGCAACGCAGGCAGCUACAAGCAAGCUCGAUCUCUGGGCUCUGUGGCGUUGAGGAAAGCCGAGGGCUUGGAAGGAGGGAUCCACCUGAACGUCUUCACCAUCGAUUUUAACGAGGAGCUGGUGGCCCUGUAUGGUGGAAGCCUGAGCCGACAGACUCACUUCCUCCACGAGAGCAUCAAGGUCAUCCUGCAGCUGUACAAGAACCAUCCUGAUCCUCCGAGCAGUGUGGUGUUAGUGGGUCACUCUAUGGGUGGUGUGAUCGCACGAGCUCUGUUCUCCCUUCCUCGCUUUAAUCCUCGCCUGGUCAGCCUCAUCCUCACCCAGGCCUCUCCUCACCAGGCGCCGGUUCUCUCCUUGGAUCCCUUCAUACUCAAUUUCUACUCAACGGUCAGGCGGCGCUGGAGUGCCAGAGCAGAGGACCUGCGCAACGUGACCGUGUUGUCUGUGGGCGGUGGAUACCGUGACUAUCAGGUUCGCUCAGGCCUGACCACGCUGACCUGCCCUGUGGAUGACCACAACAAGAUGGCUGUCGUGGUGACUGCCGUUCCUAGGACCUGGGUCUCUACUGAUCACCUGUCCAUCGUGUGGUGUAAGGAGUUGGUGCUGGCCACAGUGCGGGCAUUCUUUGACCUGAUUGAUCCUGAGACUGGGCAGUUUUCAAAGGAUACAGAGAAAAGGACAUCUGUACUGAAUCAUCACUUCAUCCGCCACCCGGUGCGGCUCCCUGGCGAGCAAAUCAGCACACCAGUCAGCUUCUCAGGCUCCCUGGAAGCCUGGAGUGAAGUGAACACACUCCGUCUGUUGUACAGUGCUCCCAAGGAAGUUCAAGUUCAGUACUUCCUGUUUGCGCUCAGCAGCCGGAGGAAAGCUUACACACACUUCUACUGCCGCAACAGCAACCUGGAAAUGUCCAGCUGGCUCUUUGGCUGCACUCAGAUGAACGGCUCUGUGUGUGAGCAAGCAGUAGAUUUGUCUCUCAGAACAGAACUUCUUCCAGCUUAUAAGGUCCUAACUGUGAAGUUGAGUGAGCUGUUUGGCAUCUCUCAUCUACUCAUCGAUGCCUCAAACCUCAAUACACGACAGUUUAUAGUGGAGUGUGAGUGGCAGAGAGAAGAAAGCCUGACCAUCCCAGUUCCUGUUCCUCAUGUUCUCUCUUUCGGUUUAACAGUAAGUGAUGUCACCAUCAACUCUUCCAGGCUACUGCACACACUCCAACUGCAACACUUUCACCAGGUUUAUCAGGCCUUUAAAAUCACAGUAAGCAGCCAGUGCAAGGUUACCAAAGAAAGACUGCCCAAUAUCUACAGAUUGAAGGUGCCUUGGUUUCAAGAAGAUUCCUUCGUCACUGCAGGCAUUCCCUCAGUCACGGAGAUUAGCGGCAUGCUGCACACUAGCCGCAAAGACAACACCUCAAGUGCCCUCUUACAGCUCCACGCUGCCCCCAACUGCCAGUACAAGAUCUCAGUGCGCGCCUCCUUCCCUAAAGUGCUCGGACAGAUCCUGCGUUUCUGUGGCCCUGCGAUGCCUGUGUAUGUGGCUGUGAUGCUGCUGCUCGCUUUAAAGAGGCAGCUGUCUUCUGUCCUGCGAACGGGUCGAGCUGUGAACACGAGUGACACCGUAGCUAAAAGUUUACAGCUACAUAAACUUGAGCCUCCUGUUCUGCUUCUGCACCUAGUUCUCAGACAGGGCUGGUUUCAGGAAGGCUGGUCUGCACUGGGUCUUCCUGCAGUAGACAUCUUGCCUCUAGCCCCAUUGGAAGACCUGUCCCAUGAUGCAGUGGGGCCAGGACAGGACUGGCCCCGCCUUGUUUCACCUUUUCUGUGCAUUCUGGGUGCUGCAGUGGCCUUCUGGGGAAGUGCUGUUCUCAGCAUGUCUUUACGCGCCCUGUCCUUCCUCUUGGCCCCACUUCACAGGCCUUCAGUCUCUCGUCACUGUGGCACCCUUCAUUUUCCUGCUCAGAUCCUCCUCAUCCUCAGUCUGACUGCGCUGGGCGGAGUCACCUGUGGAGCCCUGUCAGUCACUGUCAGCUUUCUGCUCCACCUCUACAGGGUUCUUAGAUUACAGAUGACCGAGAGGUCCUUAAGUCACAUGCUGAACCUGGCACCACAAAGCAUGCAGCAGAACACAGAGAACGGCUGCAGCACUAGUGAAGGCCAAAGGAAGCAAAGCGAAUGUAAUGGCACCUCACUCCUCUCUGAGUCGGCACUACAGGAGGUCAGAGAUGACCUGCAGCUUCACCUGAACAUGUCUGCACUGCUCGCUCUACCUGUGAUGCUCAGUGCUCCUUCGCUCAUCUACUGGAGCCGAAACUUCCGGUAUUCGGUUCAUCUGGAUCCAGACCCAUUCUGGCCACACACAUUGCCUCUGCUCAUCGCCUCUGUUCUACUCGUCAACUGCAAUACGCUCACUCUGAGCCGCAGUAAGCUGAUGCUGUGGCCAACCUUGCGCCUUCUGCUUCCUCUGAGCGUUGCCAUGUUGACCUUUUCUACUCUUCAUCUGUAUCGGGUCACUCACUUCCUGUCUGUUGCUCUGACGCUGCUGGCGGCUUCCUGUUACCUUUGACCCCCAUCUCAGCUUUCCGGAGCAGACCAAAACAGCCUUAGCAUGUCCUCGCAUUGGCGGUUCCCUGACAGUGGAUUGAAAUCAUGCCAAGGUCAUGUGACUUCAUGCUGCUGAACAGGGUAACCGAGUCCCAUACAGAGUCACGCUGUCUUUAUUUGAUAACUCUUUCUCUUUGAUAUACAUGGGAUCAUAACGGUUGACCAGCCAGCACUUGGCUCAACCUGCUUGUUCUGCCUUUGGGUGUUUAUUUCUUUUGCUUCCAAUUGUGUGCCUGUGUAUUUAGCCUUAAAUCAUAUAAGUAUCCGGUAUGUGAUUUAUAUGUUUUCCGGAGCUAGCUUGUCUUACCCAAUACGUCGUGCAACACAUUCACCCACAUGGUGGCAGUGCGUGCUUUGUUUUUUUGUUUUUUUUUUUGUUUACCUUCCAGUCCAGACGAGCACAACAACCUUCUGAAGAUGCAAACUGUCAACAAAUCCUCCAGCUUCAUUAAUGUCUUACAACAUGCCCACAUUUUCACUGUUUCUCUAAAUUUACCUCAAAUGUUAGUUACUCAGCCAGGACACGAUGUCUGAACUAGGAAUGAAAAGCUGUCUCAGUGAAAAUCUUUUUCAGCAACAUCCGCAUCCUCUUCCUUGCCUCAAAAAACAAACAAACAAAAAAAAAAAAUCACCAUGUAGCUGAACAUUGAGAUUGUAAUGAUGUAUACAGGUUUGCGGACAUACUAUAUAUUCUUUUCAGCUGAAAUGUAUGGAGCCUUGUAGCUCUGGUACAGAACUAAAGAAGCAGAUGUCAAGAAUCUUAACUGAUUGAUUUGGGGUAAACGGAGAAAAGUGUUGAAAUCUUAAACAUGGCAUUUUAUAGCCUAUGCCACUUUGCACUGCUAGACUCCCUCACUGUCAGUUUGGUUUUUCCACUGCUCCAUAGAGUGAUUUUACGUUUUGAAGAGUACACGUAUCCUGUAUGUACAGUAUUUAUUCAUAACACGAUAAGGUCUGUUUACUAUUUAAAGCAGGGCCUUCUUUCAUUCUAUGUACGUGCCUGUGUUUAAAAAAUAGACGUAUUCGAAGCCAUGCUCAUGCUUUAGAGUGUGUACAAGGUGACGUGAUCGGAGUAAACGUGUCCGUAGGGCUCUCGUCUUUUUCUUUUUUCUCGCGUUACUCUUUAGACAACGUGGGCUUCCACUGCAGGAUCUCCGCUGUCGCUCUGCGUUAAGGAUCAGCACGCGCCAAAUCGUCCCAGUCACUCAUCCAAUCCGAUUGAGAUCCAGUGCCUUUCUUCAUGCCCUGUUCACCAAUAAGGACAGAUCAGUGAUUGUCAGUUAGACCAGCGUUCAUGAUUUGCUUCAUAGGACCAAGUUCACAAAAACCCACUCCUGAGGAACGACAUGCUGGUGUGUCACCUGCACUGUGAAUGUAUUUACUGUGUGCGUGUGUGUGCACCUGAGUGUGUGAGAGUGUGCAAAAGUGUGUGUGUGUGUGAGAGCAUGAGCACGAGUGUGCAUGCAAAUGUGAGCGCGAGUGUGUGCACAGGUAUGUGAGCGUGUGCGAUAACGCGUGAGUGUUUGUAGGCCUGGAUGUUAAUCGGUGUUGCCGUGUGCUUACUUCUUUUACGUGGUGAAAUCUAAAAUCCAAGCAGGUUUCAUUUUCUAGUGAAUUUUUUGCCUAGGGGUUUUGUAUAGAUGUGGAUGUUUGUGAUCUUUUUAAAUUGGUGUACACUGUGACUUGCUGUGAUUGUGAUGUUAUCUCUACACCAUCAGGUCUGACGGCGGCAAAAAAAGUCACCAUGUUACGUGGUGAAGAAUAAAACGUUCACAAUUUCACCUUUAACCAAAACGGCAGUCGAUCGGCAGAGAGAUGUUUGGUCGUUUUUCCAGAGUUUGAUUAUUUAGAAUCGCAAUGUCAUUGUUACUGUAGAGAAGUCUGCCGUUAACCGUGGAUUAGGACAGAGUGCUGACUAGAAACAUAGACAUUAAGCCCCGCCUCCUAAACCUCGAAUGCUGGACAUGGUGGACGAUAACAUUAGUCAUUAAACAUAAAUGUAUUUUCCCAACUAGAUUACAAAUCUGUUAAAUAAAAUUGAGAUGAUGUAGGUUAACACGGUUAUUAGAAACAUGCGUAAGACCUAUAAAGGAUUUAUUAUUCCAUAAACCUCAGACACCAAACAUGUCUCAGCUGCUCGACUCCGAGUAAAGGAGAAAUUGUGCAAAAUCAAAUGAUUCCUUUAACAGUUUGUUGCCAUGCGCUCACUAAAAUACGCUGUUUUGUGUGGAAACAGAUCCUGCUCUUGCGUAUUGUAGAAAUCUAGCGGAAAUGUGUGUAGUUGUUCUCCUGCGACCACGAAUCUGGAACAGUUCACAGAUUAAACAUCUCACAAGAUCUCACAACAGGUGAUCGAUUUCACUCAGCUCCUAGUUCAGUAGUGAGGCAAUUGGCCAUUUUAAGGUCAUCCUUAGAGUACGCUGGAACGUUCGCUCUCUACAAAAUCCCAUGAUGCACCAGAAAAACCAUGGAGCAUUGACGAGAACCAUGUUCCCUUACUGGAAAUGACGUGUCAGAAGCCUUUCAGCUUGAGGAAGAAAAAAAAGGCAGAUGAAACUAGUCGAGGAGAGCUGUAAUGUUUUGAGUUUUUGCACUGGUGACUGAUGAGGAAAUUAGAAGUCAUCAGUUGUGUAGUGAAUCUGGAUAGUCGCUCCAACUCGUCUACACCAUAUACAGACUCGCCACCUAGGGAGCUAGAGAGCUGAUUGAGACACAGCCUAAUAGAUCUGUCUCCAAAUGUCAACACCACAUUUCCUGGAAUGAACCUUCUCUUUUUUCACCAAAACGUAGCUUUAACUCUUCACAUUACAAACAGCUGAAGCAAUACGCAGGUACAAAGGGUUUAACUCCAGAAUUAAAGCUUACAAGCUUUCCGGUCUGAAACAGAGAAAGGAAGUCGAAGUGAUUAGCCUGUAUAGGGGCUAGUAGAAUUAUUUUAUUAUCGACUCGCCCGGCAGCUCACUGCCUCAUGAACCAAAAUUCUGUUAUGGCGUACCAAAAUUAGGUUAGCGUGCCAUGCGGACGACUUCAUAAGACUGUAUUAAACUGAAUGUUCGUGCUGGAAUUAAAUAUUGGCAGGUAGUUAUGGUGUUGAUAUAAAAUAAUCUGAUGCAUUACUGGGGUUUUGUUUUUCCUUUUAUUAAUUAAGUUUCUUAUGGAACUUUGGUAUUGAAUCAAUCAGCCCAUGUACCUUGAUUAAGCUUGGUGUUUACAGGACAGUAGGAUUGUAUUAUUCUGAAGAACAAAUUAGAGACCCAACACCUAGAGUUAAAGUUUGACUUGCUUUUCUUUUGACGUGAAAAGGCCUUUCCCCUGUGCCGCUGUGAUUGUGUUUGUGUGUGUGUCUAUAUAUACACGUACACACACACGUACUCUAUUCUUCACAGCAAACAGACGGCUAACGCUUUAUUAUUAUUAUUGUUCCACGAAUGAAGGCCUCUUUAAGCUACAGCACUUGUGGUUCUACUGUCUAAACCUUUAAUUAUUUCUUAUUAGCCAAGAACGCUUUAUCAGCCGUUUGUUAUGUUAGCGUGAAUUCGUAAAUGCUGCCAAUGACGGAAUAACAGUUCAAUUAUUUUUUUCAUUUCUUUUUCAUAAAGGUGUCUUUUUUGCUAUUUAGUGCAGCGAAGUUUAAGGAAGCAUUGUCUACCGUUUGUUUUAAUAGCGAUUUCUUGAACCUGACAGAGCGUACGAUCAAACAAAGCAAACGUUCAAACCCUCAAAUUUCUGUAGUUCUGUAAUCAAUUAAGUGCUAGACUACUGCUGAUUGUUGCCAAGGUCCCGAGUGACCCAGCGAACUCUGUUCAUUCUCAGGAUUUAUAAUGUUGUGUUGUGGAUCUGUGUGGUGGCUUUUAAUGUUAAUGUGUUUUGUUUUUUUGUUUUUUUUUUAU
Hemibagrus wyckioides is the source of this 6843-nucleotide messenger RNA. RefSeq names its product post-GPI attachment to proteins inositol deacylase 1 (gene pgap1). NCBI's taxonomy places the organism in Eukaryota, Metazoa, Chordata, Actinopteri, Siluriformes, Bagridae. Gene Ontology annotation, molecular function: phosphatidylinositol deacylase activity. Gene Ontology annotation, biological process: GPI anchor metabolic process; endoplasmic reticulum to Golgi vesicle-mediated transport. The record is from RefSeq and is a predicted model, not a curated record. The transcript has 26 exons. The coding region runs from base 90 to 2915 and encodes 941 amino acids. Gene Ontology annotation, cellular component: endoplasmic reticulum.